AAGCGACUCUUCUAUUGGACAAUCGGACGUUGUAUUUACGGGUCUGUUCUUUUUAGCCUAGCUGGCUGCAACAGUUCUUGGUGAGCGGCUUUGUCUCUUUUUAAAGGGACGGUUAAAAAGACCCCUUCAACUUUGUAUGUACAUACAUACAAGAGAAAGAUACAAGGAAAGAGAAAGAUAGACUCUGAACUGGUGCAGCAAGUUCAGCUAGAAGAACAGAAAACACGGUAGUAUGAACGCUUACUGCACUAGUUCACCAGUGCAGGAACAGAAAACAAGCCCUAUGACUGUCAUUCGCAGGUGGCUGCGUACGUUGGGAGGUUCGAUUUGAACGAGGUACGUGACGCGAGAUGGGCGUCAAGGAUCUGUGGAACAUUUUGUCGCCUUUGUGCGAGAAGAAACCACUGUACGAGUUGCAGGGGAAAACCGUCGCGAUUGAUUUAAGCGGAUGGGUCGUGGACAGCCAAACGAUCGUCGACAAUGCGGUACACUCGAAGAUGUAUCUCAGGAACUUGUACUUUCGUACGGUGUUCUUUCUUAUGCACGGGAUAUUUCCAGUAUUUGUUUUGGAAGGAAAAGCACCCGUCCUAAAGCACAAAACUAUCGCACGGCGGAACAACGUUCGCGGAUUUCAGGAGAGGAAAACCUCUAAGAAAGGAGGGAGAACACAGUUUAGUCGAGUUCUAAACGAGUGUAGAGAAUUGUUAAGAUACAUGGGUGUCGCUUGUGUACAGAGCCAUGGUGAAGCGGAGGCUAUGUGUGCUUACUUAAAUGAAGAUGGACUUGUGGAUGGAUGUAUAAGUCAAGACAGCGACUGUUUCUUGUAUGGUGCGAAAGUGGUGUACAGAAACUUUUCUAUGAGUACCCAAGGAAAUUGCGGAGCCACAGGUGGUUCUGUGGACGUGUACAGUAUAGAAAAAAUAGAGAAGACAUUGAACAUAGGCCGAAGUAAGAUGAUAGCGUUAGCCUUACUGUGUGGCUGCGACUACGAUGAGGGAGUGAAUGGCGUUGGGAAGGAGGCUGCUUUGAAAUUUUUCAAGACUGUAAAAGAGGACAAUGUCUUACAAAGGAUUCAGGAUUGGAGAACUGACAGAAAUUUGGACAGAGUUGAGUCAGAUCUGUUAAAUCCAAAUUUAUGUACGUCAUGUGGUCACCCAGGAAAACUGCAAAAGCACACAAAAUCAGGUUGUACCGAUUGUGGAACUGUUAGGAAGUGUAAUGAUGAUUUUAGGGAAAAGAGGGCUUUGAUAUUAAAUGAAGUAUCGUUAAGAAAGAAGGCGCUCCACGAUGAAAAUUUCCCAAACCAGGAAUUGAUAGAUGAAUUUCUUAUCAGAAAAGAUUCAGUUCCAACUAAAUUAGAUAUAAAAUGGAAACAACCUCAAGUCGCUCAGUUUAUUGACUUUAUGAACAAACAUGUAUGCUGGGAACCACAAUAUGCGUUCGAAAAAAUAUUUACAUUGACUACGAGAUGGCAACUUUUACAUCUACCAGAUUUUACACUCGUUGAACGUCUGUCUAUGACAAAUUUAUUUAUUCCUGAAAACAUAAAGAAGAUACGUAAUAUUAGAUCUAUAGCCAGUUAUGAAAUUAUAUGGAGGAAAGAGCAUGCUGUAAUGGAAAUGCUAAAUGAAUAUAAAGAGCAAGCAAAAGAGAAUGAUGCUGAUGAUGACGAUGUCAAUGCCAAUUUAACAAGUAUUGAGCCACAAGAUUUAGUUCUAAGAUGUUAUCCAGAAUUAGUUGAAGCAUAUGAAAGUACUAGGAACGUAAAAACGAAAAAAAGAACGGCAAAUUCUCGGAAGAAAAAGACUACAAUUGAUAACAAUAAAGAUAAUGAUAUUGAAAUAAAAGAGACUACCAAAUCGAAAGAAAAGAAAGUAAAGAAGAAAACAUUAGAAAAAAAUAGGAAGAUUGACGAAUUUAUACAACAAAAUUGUGCAAUAUCUCUAGAGGAGUCCUUUGAACAAAUGACAAUUUCGCCAAAAAGAUCAAAGUGGGAAAAUGUUUUGAGUGGAGUGAAUGAGUUAGAAGUAAGAGAUGUACCUGAUGCUGUAAACAUGAACAUAAAACAAAUGAAACGUGGACCACAAUUUAAAAGGGUUUUAGAUACAGAAAAGUUAAAUUCAAAGCUGAGUAAAACAUUUGACAAAAUGUUUGAUGAACUCGCUCCUGAUGAUUUUAUGAGUGAAACUGAAGAUAACGAUUUAGAUGUAACACGCGUAAUAGAUAAUAUAUGUAGCAAGCAAGCUUUUCAAUUUAGUAUGAAAAACUGCCAAUCUAUAGAAUCUACUAGCCAGUCCACAGAAAACAUUAUAGAAAGAUGUACAAAAAGUGACAAAUCUGAACCUGUGACGUACAUUAGAGAAGAUUAUGUUCAUGAGGAGGAAAGACAGAAAUCGGAUAGCUCUGAUGAUGAAUUUGGCGAUAUUAAUGAAUCAUAUAUUCCUAUUAAUCAAAGAAUACAAAUAGGAGAAAACCAAAAUUUUUUAUCGACACGUGAUCAAAUAAAAAAAAAAUUUAAUUUUGAUUUUGAAAAUAUUAUGGACCAAACCGAUAAUGGGAGCAUACAUCUAGAUACGUGAUGUUAUAUAAAGCAUGCGAUUCUUUAUUGAAAUAUUUUAAGAAAGUUUUGAAAUAUGUAAAACAACUUUAUUUUGUAUUAUAUCUAUGUUAUUAUAAAAAUAUAUAAAUAUGUGAAAAAUUUUACGUACAAAUAAUACUACAGUCGCAUAGAGCUCACCUGAUAAGACUACCACAUGUUUGCACUGCCGAUGCGAGUAUAUCAAUAUGGCGGAUAUUUCGUAAGACGCAGUCUAAAAUGUCUCAUUUAUUCGAUUGAAGUAAUCGAAAAAGAAAUGAGACGGAUGUUUGAUUUAUUAAUAAACAUUUAUUUAUACAAUA
Vollenhovia emeryi is the source of this 2898-nucleotide messenger RNA. It is a transcript of the gene Gen, whose product is annotated as flap endonuclease GEN. The coding region runs from base 351 to 2579 and encodes 742 amino acids. The record is from RefSeq and is a predicted model, not a curated record. Lineage: Eukaryota; Metazoa; Arthropoda; Insecta; Hymenoptera; Formicidae. The transcript is spliced from 7 exons. Gene Ontology annotation, molecular function: four-way junction DNA binding; 5'-flap endonuclease activity.